AUGUUGCAUCCCUCUGCGCUUCUUCUUCGCGUGAUUGAUCCAUUACCUGGAGAAAAUGAUAUGACGUUUAAGGUGUGCAUCAUGAAUCCAGUGCGUCCCACUGUUGCCCUUACCGUUGUAGAGCGCACAUACAAUCAGUGUUCCUUAUUGUGUACAAGAUUAGGAAAGUUUGUUUCAGAUCGAGAGUUACCGACACUUUUGGGACAAAGUCUCUUCAGAGGAAAUGAUCCGACGUAUGUUGAAGCACGGCGAACCUCUGUUGAAGUAUUUUUAAAUAGUGUGGUGAGUCACCGUUUGCUGUGCAGGGAUGAAGAGUUUUUAUCCCUCAUUGGAUUUGAGCAGGCAGCUUUACUUGAGCAGCGAAAAUAUGAAGAGAAUUUACAUCAUACUAGGGCAGAGGCAAGAUGUUCAGAUGAAUGGACAAUAGCACGUCGCUUGAUUACAGCAAGUUCUUUAUCUGAAGAUCACGAUUCAAAUAUUAUAGCAGCACGUAUGUGGCUUAGAGGAACACCAUUUGUAUUUCGUUCUAUUGUCCCAUCAUCAUCAUCAUCAUCUACACAAUUAACGCGGUGGAGGAAAACACGUAUCUUUGUUACAGAUGCUUCUAUAGGUACAGAGCUACUACUUGUGGUACAGCAUGUUGUUACAAUGGCAGAGAUUGAAGUACAUGCAUGGCAGAAGAUUCUUAUUGGAUUAAAUCCCACUCUUUUUUACGAUCCUUUAUAUGUAGAUGUAGCCGCUUCACGUGUAUUUGCUAUCUACCCAAUAGCCCCGCAAGGGAGUCUACGUGAUAUGCUUCUCUCACGUCGACCAUUUACAACAGAGAAAAAACAAGAACGUGAACAAAUUGUGAAACCAUUAGAAGUUUCACAAUUGCAACAAUUGGGUCGUAAAAUUCUUUACAUACUUUGUAGUUGUCAUCAGUACAACAUAUCACUUCCCAUACUCUCUAUUGGUAAUCUUAUACUUUCUGAGAGACAUGGAUUAGUACUCUCUGAUGUAGAGGAUAUUCUUGCAGGGACAUGUUUAUUUCCAUCACAUUAUCCAUAUAUAAUUCAAGAAGGGAAUGCACUUUUACCUCAACGAACACCUUUUGAUAUUCUUUUGUUUGGUGUUAUUCUUUUGCAAUUGUGUGGUGUUUGCGUAGAUGAACAGAUGUUGCAUACACUUCUGACAUGUCAAGGAGAACCCUUUAUUUCCGAUAGUAGUGAAGAAGAUGAAGAGACACCACGACGUAGUUGUCAUCACAUAAUAGCUAGAUUUACAGAAAUUCCAUUGGCAAUAAAAAAUAUUUUAUUUUAUAUAUUUCAUCCAACUAUUCCUGCAGAUUUGCGAGUAUUGGCUCAUCAUUGUUUCUUUAAUGAGAAUGAAUUGGACUCGGUAGAUUCAUUCAUCAACCCUUCCACCACAUCAACUGCCAAGAUGCGACGAAAAGAAGUGGAGUUAUUUCAUCGAUCACAAGACCGUUGGAAAGAGAGGUUAGAAACGGCUAGUGAAAUAAAGACACGUCUUGAAAUGGAACGAGAGCAUCUACUCCAGUUAAAACAAAAUGGCAAUAAAUGGCAAACCAGAAGAAAGAAUUUAACUAGAGAUUUGUUAAAGGUUGAAACAACUUCCAUUGUGGAUGAUCAAGUGACUAGUACAUUCUACAUUGAUGAGAGUGAAAUUUGCAAUCCUCAUCCUCCUAAUCCUAAUCCUAAUCUUCCUAAUCCUCCUCCUCCUCUUCUUCCGGUGAGAAUAAAAGAAGUUGCCGUAAUUGGGAAUCAGUUUAAAGUAUCGACUACAGCACCUCCUGCUCCACCUUUACCUCCUAUGUUAAUACCACGUUGGGUGUAA
Messenger RNA from Trypanosoma theileri, 1836 nucleotides. RefSeq names its product putative p21-activated kinase 3. The record is from RefSeq and is a predicted model, not a curated record. Bases 1 to 1836 code for a protein of 611 amino acids. NCBI's taxonomy places the organism in Eukaryota, Euglenozoa, Kinetoplastea, Trypanosomatida, Trypanosomatidae. Gene Ontology annotation, molecular function: phosphatidylinositol binding. The transcript has a single exon.